Messenger RNA from Mytilus californianus (California mussel), 4397 nucleotides. RefSeq names its product EGF domain-specific O-linked N-acetylglucosamine transferase-like. Gene Ontology annotation, molecular function: protein N-acetylglucosaminyltransferase activity. Bases 75 to 1640 code for a protein of 521 amino acids. The transcript is spliced from 17 exons. Gene Ontology annotation, cellular component: endoplasmic reticulum lumen. The record is from RefSeq and is a predicted model, not a curated record. Lineage: Eukaryota; Metazoa; Mollusca; Bivalvia; Mytilida; Mytilidae.
CCUGUUCUUGCGCAGUAAACAGGAAGUGCACUGUUCCACGUUUCCAGUGAAAACAUAAACAAGUGAUUUUCUUUAUGAUGAAAAGACAACAUGUAGAUCUUAAGAGUAUAUACUUGGUCAUCUUAACGACAGAUGCAGUGAUCUGUUUUAGCUGGAAUACGUUAAAUCUACCCGAGGAACACAUACCUUAUUUUUUCAACAAUAAUCCUGAUAUAAAGGAAGAAUGUAACAAGGAUGAAAAUUGUCCAUUUCAGGACAGUUUAUCAAUUCAGAAGUGCUGGGGAUAUGAAAAGAACUGUCCCUCAGAUCAGAGAAUGAUUGCACCAUCUUGUCCAGGAGGUAGCCGAGGAUGGGCAAAAGAUAAAGCAACACAGGUGCAUGAGUUUUGGAAGGCAGCAGACUUUGGUUACAUGAAGGAAAGAAGAAAUGAGCUCAAAGUUAUAUGUCAACCUGAAAGUGAGGAGGAUUCUCUGUUAGAAUGCUGUAGAUAUACACGUCACUGUAGAGCUAGAAACAUUUACCUUGAUUUUACUAAUGCUCAUCUGAAACAGGGAAAUGAUAGAUUUCGUGAGGAUGUGUUCAAAGAUGGAGAGAUAGGGGGAAAGUGUAAAUUGAACCAAGCUUUGCUGAGAGAUCAAAGUGAACAUAAAAGUCCCUUACAAUCAUGGUAUGCAGAAUUAGAACAUUAUUCGUCCUUACCAUUCCAUCCAGAAAAUAAAUGUGAUAUUACCAUAGAUAAACCAUCCAUUCUCAUUAAAUUAGAUGCAGGAGUGAACCUUUAUCAUCAUUUCUGUGAUUUUGUGAAUAUUUAUGCUGCACAACAUGUAAACAACUCAUUUACUACAGAUGUAUAUAUAGUCAUGUGGGAUACUAGUGAUUUAAUUUAUCGAGACUUCUUUGAUGUGACAUGGAAGGCAUUUACAGAUCACCCCAUCCUUCGUCUAAGUCAGUAUGAUGGUAAGAAGGUGUGCUUCAAAGAUGCUGUGUUUUCUUUAUUACCUAGAAUGAGAUAUGGAUUAUAUUACAAUAUGCCAUUGAUUCCUGGUUGUCAUAGUAGCAGUUUUUUCAGAGCAUUUAAUCAGCAUCUCAUGCAUAGACUAAAUGUCCAACAAGAGGGUCCCUUGGAAGAGAAAAUAAGAGUUACUCUCUUAUCAAGAAGUACAAAAUACAGGAAGAUUCUAAAUGAGGUGCAGUUAGUUAAUGCCAUGAAAACUGUAGGUGAAUUUGAUGUAAGAAAGGUUGACUUUAAUCUGGAUUUAUCAUUCUUGGAUCAGAUUAAGGUUUCACAUAACAGUGAUAUAUUUAUUGGUAUUCAUGGUGCAGGGCUAACACAUGCCCUCUUCCAACCAGACUGGGGUGUUGUCAUGGAAAUAUACAAUUGUGAGGAUGAUGGAUGUUACAGUGACUUAGCAAGACUAAGAGGUGUGAAAUACAUGACAUGGGAGAAAAAGGACAAACUGAUUCAAGAAGAUGAGGGUCAUCAUCCUACCUUAGGUGCCCAUGCAAAGUUUACAAACUAUGAAUUUGAUGUGUCAGAGUUUAUGAGACUGGUUUCUAAGGCAGCAGACCAUGUAAGAAAUCAUCCUUCAUUUAUCCAGGCCAGGAAGGAGAAAUACAACCAUGUCAAAGAUGAACUAUGAGCCAACUGUACAAUCAAUUUAAAUGACUAUUUUUGCUUCAAGUAUUAUUAUUAUAUGGGGUACCAGUUUUAUGGAAGGUCUGGUUUUGUUUUGUUUUGUACAAAAAAAAAUAAGACAUGUUUUGAGUUUGAUAUAAGGAGAGUCUGAAAAUGGGAAUUUAAACCAUGGAAACAAAUGUUUUUUGUUUAAAGGAAAACAGAUGAUGAUAAUGUAGAUAAGGAGGCUGAAAAGGCUUCAAAAUAAGAAAAGGUAUCCCCAUAUAAAAAUACUGUAACAAUAUGUGAUUUUAAAAGAAUUAAAUUUUAUGAAAUUUUACCUCAAUGGAAUGAAUAAUUGAAAUGUAGACCAAAAGAACAAUUACAUCAAUACUAUGGAAUAUUCCAUUAAAAUGUUUGAGGGAGGGUGGGAAGGGAUCUUUUAUUUAUUGACACGAAUUGUGGAGCAUUUAUGGUUGAUUGAUGUAUGCAAAAUUACACAAAGAAAUAAUGUUUUUGGGAGACUUUGAAAGUCCUUUCCUACCCUUUCACACCUUUUUUUUUAUGGAAAAGCCCUAACCAAAAAUGGUACCAUUUAUUUUUGUGUCGUCUGCCAGCAAAGCUGUAGUACUUAUAGUGAUCUCUUCUGUAGUUGUUGGAGUCACACUUUGUUAAUUGGCAUCUCUUUGAAAAUGGCUUGACAGAUUUCAACUAAAGUUGUACAGAAUCUUCAAUUGGACAUAAAACAAAGGCAAAAGAUACCAAGGGGAUAUUUAAAACUCAUAAGUCUAAGAAACACUUGACAAUACCUUGGCAAAAAACCCCUGAAAAAUACGAAAAGAAGAACAAAUUCACAAAACACUACAGAGAGACAUUUAGUUGUGCAACUGAUAUAUCAAUAUUUUACCAAAUUAUUUUUCGGGUUAUCCAUGCCAAAACAUGAUCCUUAAGUUUUGUGGACCACUAUUGAAUGAUAAACAGAAGUAUAGAAAAAUUUACUUUUUACUGUGUUUUUUUUUCUUUUUUUUCUCGAUAUUAAAGUAAAUGUUAUGUGCUCUAGAGUUCAAUUUUUCAUUCCAUUCCACUUAAAGGUGCUUAGUAAUAUAAAGAUGUAAAUGAUGUGUACAUCAUUUUGUAAGGAAAAAAUAUACAUUGUAUUUGUUGAUUUAUUAGUAUUUUGCUUGUCAGUUUUUUUUUUAUAAAAUUUAACCUGUGCCUUUAUAACCAGUGUUUUGCCUUGGAUAUGAACAAGGGGCCAAAUAAUUUUUUUUUAUUGUUUUUUUAUUUUAUAUAAAUAUUGCAUAUUUAAUUCUAAGAGGUUGUAUGUUAUACAUAUGUUAAAAGGGUUAGAGCUUUAUGGGCCCUUUGUGGUCGAAAUAUUUUAAAGUGAAUCCCUAUACCUGGAUUCUAAAAAAGUUAUUCGAGUAAUUAAUGAAAAUGCGAGAGAGAAUAAUUGAUUCCAGUCAUCUUAAAUAAUUAUCAAAGGUACCAGGAUUAUAAUUUAAUACGCCAGACGCACGUUUCGUCUUCACCUAGGGCUUAAUUACGAUAAGUUUGAGGUAGCAGCUGCAAGCUGUCAAAUUAGAUGGCUACCUGCAUACUUAUUGUGUUCUUUGAUAAUCUGAAUGAGGGGUUAUUUGAGUAAAGUAUGUAGUCAGUGGAAAUCUACUGUCAAUGCCAACUUUUGAAAGCUCUUGUAAUUUGUCAAGAAAAAGGAGAGUCACCCUGAGAAAAAACCUGAUAUGGCUAAAAAUUAAUAUUGAUUCACCUUUAAAAAAAUAUCAGACUCCUUGACAAUAAGAAUGAUGUUACCACACAAGUUAGGAUAAUUUAAUUUAGUACUAACACGAAUAAUUCAGUAAUUACAGUCCACUACUCUACGAUGGCUGCAUUAAUGUCUGAAGGCCUAGUCAAUGGAAAUUGUCAGUCAUUUUGAAUUAGCUCUUGAUUUACCUAUCUUGAUAAAAACAUUAAGCUUUCAACUAAUUGGCUCUCUAACCCAAAGAGCACUAAUCGAAAUCCUUGAUUCGUGACACGUUUUUAUCGUGUAAAGAGUUUCGGCCCUCGCAAGUGGGAGAGUAGAUCACUGGGAGGGACUGAAUUAUUUGGGUUAAUCAAGUACCAUUUUUUGUUCCCCAGUCGACAAAAAACAGAUGGUCACAGAAAAUAAAUGAGCCUACAGUAUUUGAAUAUAAUCUUAAUUGUUAGAUUUAUUGUAUUUAGUUUUUAGAAUUAACUUAUUUUAGAUGAUAUAAGCUAAAUAGUUUGAAUUAUGUGUCCUUUUAAGCAAACUUUGUGAGCUCUGAGGCAAGUGUAUAAUCAGAAACAGAUUCUAGUUAGAAUGAUAAUUACAAAAUUACCUAGUUUAUAUAACAAAGGUGCUAUUAACUCCAUUUGCCAUAUUUUAUAUACAUUUUAAAGUUAAAAUUGUUGUUAAUUUGUUGAUGAUUGUCUUUGAAAGUUUUAUGUAGGUUUUAGAAAUUUCAUGUUAUGUAUUUUCAUGGUUCAUUUGCUAGAAAAUAGAAUUUAAUGUGCAUAAGUUGAAUUGCAUAUCAAUAAUAAAUAUAUCCCAAAAGAAUGUAAAUCCAAAAAUAGAGUGCCAUAUUCCCUGCAUUCCCUAUAUUUGCAAUUACGGUUUAUGAGGUUAUUUUGACCUCAGCUUCAAUUCGCAAUUACAGGGUAAAAAGGGGUAAUGAAAUGUUAAAUGAGUUUAUAAUUUUUGUUGAUAGUUUUCUCCUUUGCAUUUUUAAUAUAUAGUAAAACAAAUCGUGGACAAAUUUUC